Molecule: messenger RNA, 2363 nt
Organism: Lacerta agilis (Sand lizard)
Lineage: Eukaryota; Metazoa; Chordata; Lepidosauria; Squamata; Lacertidae
Gene: AOC1
Product: amine oxidase copper containing 1
Exons: 5
Coding region: 1-2310 (769 amino acids)
Biological process (GO): response to antibiotic; amine metabolic process
Cellular component (GO): plasma membrane
Molecular function (GO): diamine oxidase activity; quinone binding; copper ion binding
Source: RefSeq, a predicted model, not a curated record
AUGAUAGCUCAGGGCUGCCCGCAGGAGCAUCCAGCCUCAGCAGCCCUGAGAGGAGAGCAGCGCCAAGGAGCUGGGCAGGGCGAGAUGUGGUCCUCUGCUUUGUCCGUCUUCGGCCUCCUGGCCUGGGCCGCCUCCGGCCUCCCCCCGCAGAGCCCCCAGGAGGUCUCCAUCUUCUCCGACUUGACUCCGGCGGAGCUGCGGGCCGUGCGGGACUUUCUGAUGGGCCGGCCAGAGCUGGGCCUCCAGGCCGAUCCCGCCAAAUCCCUGGCCAAGAACAGCCUCUUCUUGGUGGAGCUCUUGGUCCCGAAGAAAGGGCGCGCCUUGCAGUACCUGGAGUCCGGGGGGCGCCGCCCUCGACGCCAGGCUAGAGCCGUGGUCUUCUUCGGGGCCGAGGCGCAGCCCAACGUCACCGAGUACGUGGUGUGGCCCCUGCCUGCGCCCACCUCCUACCGCCCCUGGGGGAAGCCGGCUCCCUUCGCCGCCCGGCCGAUGUCGCAGCUGGAGUUCGCGCUGCUCUCGCAGAGGCUGGAGGAGAGCCUGGCUCCGCUGCAGAAGUUCCUCCGGGACGCCUCGGGCUUCGGCUUCGGCGACUGCGGCGACCGGUGCCUGACCCUCACGGAGGUGGCCCCGCGUGGCCUGGCCUCGGGCGAGCGGCGCACGUGGCUGAUCCUCCAGCGCUUCGUGGAGGGCUAUUUCCUGCACCCGGUGGGCCUGGAGGUCCUCUUCGACCACCGGGCGCUCGAGCCGCGCCUCUGGCACGUGCAGAAGCUCUGGUACAACGGGCGCUACUUCAGCAGCGCCGAGGAGCUGGCCCAGCUGUACGCCUCGGGCGGCGUGCCCGUCGUGCCUCUGCCGCCGCACCCGGAGGAGAGCCUCUUCUCCACCUUCGUGCCGCGGGGGAGCUUCUCGGCGGGGCCCCCGACGGACGCGCACGGCGCCAAGGUGUGCGAGCCGCAGGGCCGCCGCUACUCGGUGCGCGGCAACCUGGUGGAGUACAGCGGCUGGAGCCUGGCUUUCCGCCUGCGCACGUCCACGGGGCUGCAGCUCUUCGACGUGCGCUUCAACGGGGAGCGCGUCGCCUACGAGGUGAGCGUGCAGGAAGCCAUCGCCUUCUACGGGGGGAACACGCCGGCCGCCAUGCAGACCAAGUACAUCGACGUGGGCUGGGGCAUGGGCUCCGUGACGCACGAGCUGGCGCCCGGAGUCGACUGCCCCGAGGGCGCCACGUUCCUGGACGCCCACCACCUGUACGACGCCGAGGGCCCCGUGCGCUUCCCGCGCGCAAUCUGCAUCUUCGAGCUACCCACGGGGGUCCCUCUGCGCCGCCACUUCGACAGCGACUUCCGCGGCGGCUCGCACUUCUACGCGGGCGUGGAGGGCACCGCGCUGGUCUUGCGCACCACGUCCACGGUCUACAACUACGACUACAUCUGGGACUUCCUGCUCUACCCCAACGGGGUCCUGGAGACCAAGGUGCACGCCACGGGCUACGUGCACGCCACCUUCUACACGCCCGAGGGGCUCCGCUACGGGAACCGCCUGCAGGAACACGUGCUGGGUAACAUCCACACGCACCUGGUGCACUACAAGGUCGACCUGGACGUCGCAGGCCUGGGGAACAGCUUCGAGACGCUGGACGUGGCUCUGGAGAACAUCUCUCUGCCUUGGGAGCCGAGCCGGCCGCUGGUGCAGCCGCGCCUGGAGCCUCAGCCGCGGCUCCGCGAGCGCCAGGCCGCCUUCCCCUUCGGCAAGCCGCUGCCCCGCUACCUGCUCUUCGGCAACCCGGGGAAGCCGAACCGCUGGGGCCACCGGCGCAGCUACCGCCUGCAGCUCAGCUCGCACGCCGACCGCGUCCUGCCCCGCGGAUGGCAGGAGGAGCGCGGCAUCACCUGGAGCAGGUACCCCUUAGCGGUGACCCAGCAUCACGACAAUGAGGACACCAGCAGCAGCCUCUACAUCCAGAACGACCCCUGGAGCCCCACGGUCAGCUUUGAGAACUUCCUCCAGAACGACGAGAGCCUGGAGGACCAGGACCUGGUGGCCUGGGUGACGGUGGGCUUCCUCCACAUCCCCCACUCGGAGGACAUCCCCAACACGUCCACGCCAGGCAACGUGGUGGGCUUCUACCUGCGACCCUUCAACUUCUUUGACGAAGACCCCUCUGUGGCCUCGCAACGCACCAUCAUCGUGCGCCCCUCUGAGCCUGGGGACAGGUCUGGGGUGCAUGUCCAGCGUUGGACCCCAGCCGACCCCAUGCCCUGCGUCUCCGAGGAGCCCUUCAGCUACAAUGGCACCUACUGGCAGGUGUAGCCCAGCCCCAGGCAGGAUUUGUCCCAUCUUCUUCCUCUCCACCCUUCAAACCC